AAAAACGGAGAAAAAAAAACAAAAAUCCAUUGAAGAAAAAAAAAAUGGGAGCAUUUUGCAAGUUGAUCGAUGCAUUUCUCUUCUUAUACUUUGCUCUAAUGGCGAUCAUUGCGCCGCUCAUCGACAGUCAAAUAAGUCUUCCCGGCGAUAUCUUCCCGGCGUUUCUCGUCGAUCUGAAUCGUUGGUACAUCGAUGAAUUUGGAGAUUAUCUAGCCAAGGAGAAGCCGCAUUUCCUCGUCGGACUCAUCUGGCACGAGCUUCUGCUUCUUUGGCCGCUCUCGAUCGUCAACGUCUACGCAAUUCUCGCCGGGAAAUCUUGGUUCGGUACCACCUCAAUGGUGUACGGAGCUUCCGUCGUGACUUCUAUGGCUGCUAUACUGGGAGAGAUGAUAGGUUCGGGGAAGGCAUCUGAGAAAUUGUUGAUGAUGCAUGUGCCAUUCAUGGGUGUUGGUAUUCUAGCUCUUCUUCGUGGUCUUCUUUCUCAAUCCAGCAAAAGCGGUGGAGCUGAUGGCAAGAGACCUGCUAUUUUGGCCAGGAGAAAGCGCGCUUGAGGUAGUACUGAUCAAGCAUGUGACUUUUCUAUUUUGUCUCAGAGAAUUUCUGCUUGAUUGGAUUUGGCUUUCAACUUUUCAAUGAGACUUUUGUUUUAGCAAUAUCAACAAGUUCACUUCACCAAAGAGUUUACAUUGGGUCUUGACAAAUCACAACCCAAGACAGGUUUUUAUCAGCUCAGAUUUUUUUGUCUUGUUGUGAAGUUUUGAUAAAUCAAACUCCAGAAA
Messenger RNA from Arabidopsis arenosa, 779 nucleotides. NCBI's taxonomy places the organism in Eukaryota, Viridiplantae, Streptophyta, Magnoliopsida, Brassicales, Brassicaceae. The record is from the annotation of a GenBank genome assembly.